CUGUUUUUUUUUUUUUGGUGGGGAAAAAGGAGAGUUGGGUAUAUGAGGUGAAGGCAGCAGAAGGAGUGGUGUGACUUGGAUCAUCGGUCCUUUCUUUCUUUUUUCCCUCCUUCCUCUGCUUUCCCUCCUCUCUCUUUUUGAUUCUUUUUUUUUUUGUCGAGUUUCUGGAGGGGGUCUCGUCCGGCGUGCGAUGGAUCACACACUCUUCGGCUGUCUGCGCAGCCCCCAUGCGUCUGCGCAGGCCCUGCACCCUGCCUUCGCGCAGUCCUCGCUGGCGCUGCACGGGCGCUCGGACCACGUCUCCUACCCCGACCUGCCGGGCUCCUCGUCCUCCUGCAUCGUGGCGGGUUACCCGGGCGAUGAGGGUCUGUUUGGCGGGCAGCACCACCGGGGACACCCGGGGCAGCAGCAGCAUCACCCGCCGCAGCACCAGCCCAGCUGGCACAUUCCCCCGAUGCCCUCUCCUUCGCCCGCCAACGCCCGCCACAGCCUCUGCCUCCCGCCGCCCGACACCGCCUCCCCCGAUCUGGGCCCCAGUGGCCCUAACCUGUGCGCCAGCACCCCCAGCCUGGGCGCCAGCACUCCCACUGGGGCGUCUUGUGUACCUGGGGACUUUGGGCGGCAGGCGCUGUCCCCUGCCGAGGCAGAGAAACGCAACAGCAAGCGAAAAAGUGACAGCUCAGAUUCUCAGGAUGGGAACUAUAAGUCAGAUGUGAGCAGCAAACCCAGGAAAGAGAGGACAGCAUUUACCAAGGAACAGAUUCGGGAACUUGAGGCUGAGUUUGCCCAUCACAACUAUUUGACAAGGCUGAGACGUUAUGAAAUAGCUGUGAACCUUGACCUGACAGAAAGACAGGUGAAAGUUUGGUUUCAGAACAGAAGGAUGAAGUGGAAACGUGUGAAAGGGGGGCAGCAGGGGGCAGUGGCUCGGGAGAAAGAACUCGUAAACGUAAAAAAGGGGACUCUACUGCCCUCGGAAUUCUCUGGCAUUGCAGGACUCCAUCACUCUGUAGACUCCCUGGUCAAUGAGGACAGUCAUGACAGUGAUCAGAGUUCUGAGCAUGCUCACUUAUGAUGCAUGGAAGACCACGCCCCCAUACAACAGACCCCGCCUCCUCACU
Molecule: messenger RNA, 1121 nt
Organism: Megalops cyprinoides (Indo-Pacific tarpon)
Lineage: Eukaryota; Metazoa; Chordata; Actinopteri; Elopiformes; Megalopidae
Gene: meox2a
Product: mesenchyme homeobox 2a
Exons: 3
Coding region: 191-1075 (294 amino acids)
Biological process (GO): positive regulation of transcription by RNA polymerase II
Cellular component (GO): nucleus
Molecular function (GO): DNA-binding transcription factor activity, RNA polymerase II-specific; RNA polymerase II cis-regulatory region sequence-specific DNA binding
Source: RefSeq, a predicted model, not a curated record